AACCCUCAAGCCUCAAAUACCUCGCCUUCCUGCCGCCCAUUGCCGCCCUUACAAGUAAGGACUUCCCAAUCGACACUUGUCAGAAUUGCCCGCGAUGGCUAGCUCAUUAGCCUUUCCGAACGGCCAUGGAGUCAUAGGGCUAUCUCCUCGCGCGCGCUUCUCCGACAUUCCGCGAAGUAUCGAUAUUCCAGUGUCCGCCGGAGACGAAGACGAGGAUGAUGAGAACGCCGUUGUGGAAGUGGACCCUGACGCGCUCCCCGAGGAUCCGACGGAGCUGUGUACUCUUCUUGAGAAUGAAAGAUCCCCUAAACAGUAUUGGAUGUAUAUCGCUCUUGCAUAUGCGAAACACGACAAAGUUGAUAUUGCGAUUGAAAUAAUUACUAAAGGGUUACAAGCCAAAACCCACGAACCAAUGGCUGAGAGAUUGCCAAUGCUCCAUCUCCUCACAUGGCUGUAUCUGGAGCGCAGCCGUGAAGCUGCGAAAAACGUGGCUGAAGGGUCUGCUUUGAUCUCUGAGGCAAAAACGAAGGAUCACUAUCUUCAGCUUGCGACUCAAAUACUCAACGAGUCCUCACGCCUGGACCCUGCUUCAACAUUGGUCACUCUUGCCCGUGGUGUAUACUCUGUAUUCAAGGCAUCCGUUGGUACAGUAGAUAAAAACACCCAUAUGGACAAUGCGGCAAAAAUAUUUGAUGAUGCCGUUCGAACUUCACGGGCGACCAAUAUGCUUGCGAUUAUGGGAAGAGCGAGAGUUUUGUAUGGAAAAGGGAGAUAUGAGAGAGCACUCGAAUCGUAUCAGGAGGUAUUGACCAAGAGGCCGGAUAUGGAUCCUGAUCCGAGGAUAGGAAUCGGAUUGUGCUGUUGGCACUUGGGGCACAAGGACGACGCCUUGGUGGCAUGGGAGCGUGCGCUGGAGUUGGACCCCAAUUCCAAAUAUGCUCAUAUACUAAAGGCGUUAUACCAUCUUCAUGUCACCUCAAAUUUGUCAGAAUACGACCCUGAAUUCAUCAACAAUUACCGUUUGGUGAUUGAGCAUACCCAGAAGGCAUUUAAACUCGACAAGCAAUUCCCACUAGCGUGCACAACAUUUGCCAGCCAUUUCUUUAUCAAGAAAGGAUAUUCGCAGUGUGAGCUUCUAGCUAAGAAAGCUAUCGAGUAUAGUGAUGUUGCAGCUGUUACGGCUGACGGAUGGUUUUCACUCGCAAGAAAAGCACAUGUCGAGGGAGAAUAUGAGAAAGCAUUAGGACAUUACAAGAGGAGUGAUGCAUUACGGGAAGGAUAUCUCCCGGUAAAGCUCGGGAUUGGACAAGUCCAGAUCCUGAUGAAAGACCUUGGCGCAGCGAAGUACACCUUCGAGGCCAUUGUUCAGGUAAAUCCAAAGUGCAUUGAGGCAAGAUCGAUACUGGGGACUCUCUAUGCAGAUGAGGUUCUCUCCGCCAUCCCACGAACCGGCUUCUCUGCUUCAAAAGAAGAUGUUACAGUUCUACAUAGAAAGGCUAUCAGUCUUCUUGAGAAUGUUCGAUUCACAUGGAAGGCAGAGGCUAAAAAGAAUGACGCCCAUCACGAAACCAUCCUCUUGUCUCUAGCACGGCUUUACGAAAACGACCAGCCCGAGCGAGCACUCCAAUGCUUACUGCAAGUCGAAGAGAUAUAUAAAUAUUUGAUAGAUAAUGGAGAUGAUGUUAUGAUACCUCUUCAGUUGACAAAUAACAUUGCAACCCUCUACUGGCAAAAGGGCGAAUACAACACAGCUCGGACGUAUUAUCAGAAUGCUCUGAACGCAAUUCCAGAGCUAAAAGAAAAGGACGACGCUGCCGAUACUGAUGCUCUCGCUACCACACUGACCUACAAUUUAGCCCGAUGUGAAGAAGCUGCUGGCAAUAUCGAGGAGGCAGUCAAGAACUACGAGAAGCUCUUGGCCUAUCACGAUGACUAUGUUGACGCGAAUAUGCGGUUGGCUUAUUUGGCCCUUCGACGUGGUGCAGAGGAUGGUCAUAGGAGGAUCCAGAAGUUAAUGCAGACAGACGGAAACAAUCUCGAGGUUCGAGCAUUAUACGGUUGGUAUCUCGGACGCCAAAAGCGCAAGCAUCCGAUUGUUAUCUCGGAUGAUCCGGAGCAGAGGCAUUACAAGCAUACUCUUCAGAACCACGAAAAACACGACCGUUAUUCCCUCAUUGGAAUGGGCAAUAUCUACCUUCUUGCUGCGCGGGAUAUCAAAAAGGAAAACGAGCAGGAGAGGGAGAAGCGGAGAAAGCUUUACGAGAAGGCUGUCGAGUUCUUUGAUAAGGCUUUGCAAUUAGAUCCAAAAAAUGCGUACGCAGCCCAAGGGAUAGCAAUUGCUUCUGUCGAAGAUCGGAAGGAUCUCAAAACCGCCAUCAGCAUGUUCUCCAAAGUCAAAGAGACCCUCUCGAAAGAUGCGCACUCACUAGUCAACUUUGGACAUUGUCUUGCUGGAUUGGAUCAGUGGGCCAGAGCCAUCGAGAACUACGAGUCGGCUCUCACAAAGUUUCAAUUGGCUAAAGACCCAACCACAUUGACUUGCCUCGGAAAAGCAUACUUCUCCAAGGGUCGGAAGGAACGAACGACUGAACCUGAGAAGUCUAUGGAAAGCUUCAAGAACGCUCUUGAUUACGCUAAGCGAGCUCUGGCGAUAGCACCGGAUAACGUGAUGUACAUGUUCAAUGUAGCAUAUGUACAAUUCCAGAUUGUCCAAUUCAUCAUGAGCUUGCCGGAAACUUCACGCAGCCUUGAAGAUCUUGAGGCUGCUUCUAAAGGACUGGAAGAGGGAAUACAAUCUUUCUCAGAUAUCGCACGGUCCAACAACCCCCCAUACCCAUCCUCAGAAAUCGAGGCACGGUCCACCAUGGGCAAGAACACUUUCCGCAAGCAAAUGGAAAGAGCAAUUCAGAAGCAACGUGAGUACGAAGAGAAGAACCAAGCCAAAUUGGCCGAAGCAAGGCGCAAGCGCGAGGAAGACCUCCGACGCAAAAGGGAAGCCAAAGAAGCAGAAGAACGCGAGAUCGAGAAGCGUAACAAAGCUAUAGCAGAUCAGCGCAAGAAGAUGCAAGAAGAAGCAAGAGAAUUCGCAGAGAGGAAGGCAGAAGAAGAACGCAUCCGCGAGGAGAACUCUGAUGGCGAGAAGAAACGGAAGAGAUCGUCAGCUGCUGGGUCAAAGUCUAGAUCUACCCGCAAACGCGGUAGUAAGAAGGACGGAACAAUAGACUCCGACUCCACCUCCGAACCUUCUCGUCGCAGGAGCAAGUCGAAGUCUGCCAUCACAGACGACGACGAACAGAAGCCAGCUAGGAAGCGCAAAAAGCUAACGCGUAGAGCAUCCCCAACUAAUAAGGGCAAGUUCAAGUCUUCAGAGGUGGUCAACCCCAGCGAUGACGAGGACGAUGACGACGAUAUCCCCGCCCCACCUCUCGUCCCCCUUCCCGAAGCUUCUGAGGAAGGGGGUAAGAAGCGUAAGCGUAAGCCUGCCAGGGCUAUUGAUAGCGGAGAUGAUGAGGAUUUGGAGGAUGUAAACGAAGAUUUAUUCGGGGACGACCCUAGUAAGACUAUCGGGGGGUCUAAGGAUGGUGAGGAUGUGGAGAUGCGGGACAGAGCUCCUACUCCUGGAGUCGAUGAUGAGGAUUGAUCGAAUUGUCAAGGUUUCUUUUUUUCAAUUUUUUUUUCUCACUUUGCUCAUGUUAGCUUUCAUGUCUACCUCCGUGUAUUGUGCCCCCCCUCAUUCCUCAUCUAAAAAUAUGCGGAUGUAUUCGUUAGUCCAGUUAAUGGGUAGAUAGCAGCUACACUUACUCUAAUCCAACAUCCGUUAUUAUCUCUCCCUCUAAUUCUUUACCUUGCCUAUUUCUUUUUUGCUACUAUUCUGUAGUUGACAUGGUAGCUCUCAUGAAUAUCAUACAGAAAUCGUAUCAAAAAA
This is a messenger RNA of Tuber melanosporum (Perigord truffle), 3925 nucleotides long. RefSeq lists its product as uncharacterized. Gene Ontology annotation, cellular component: Cdc73/Paf1 complex. Gene Ontology annotation, biological process: regulation of DNA-templated transcription. The record is from RefSeq and is a predicted model, not a curated record. Gene Ontology annotation, molecular function: RNA polymerase II complex binding. The transcript is spliced from 6 exons. Bases 95 to 3640 code for a protein of 1181 amino acids. NCBI's taxonomy places the organism in Eukaryota, Fungi, Ascomycota, Pezizomycetes, Pezizales, Tuberaceae.